Molecule: messenger RNA, 1419 nt
Organism: Oikopleura dioica
Lineage: Eukaryota; Metazoa; Chordata; Appendicularia; Copelata; Oikopleuridae
Source: the annotation of a GenBank genome assembly
AUGACAACAGAAACGAGCCAAAACGAGCCAGAGCCAGUUGAAAAGAAGCCGACAACUGAAUUUCUCCAAGUUCCAACAUCUUCGCCAAAACACGUGACGGCAGGUAGAGCCACGCCAAGUCCAACAGGGACAGCUGUAGCGAGCCAGAGCACGGCGGGGACGCCAAGUGCGGUUUCAGAGGGACAAGAUGGGAUGAUCGCAAAACUCCUCGAGCACUUUCAACAGCAACAGCAGCAACAACAAGUCCACGCUCAAACACAAGGACAACCCUGGGCGAAUGCGUACACGAAUCAACAACUAGCAAUCACCAUUCAAAUGCAAGCUUCUUUGACCAACAUUCAAUCAAUCGAAAAGAAGCUGGAAAAAAGCGCGGAAAACUUCGCAGAACUCCUCGAUCAAUUCUCAAAAGCGUCUCGUUCUCCUGAGCAAAAGCACUCGCCCAGUUCCCCAUCAUUCCAAAGCGGCAGUAACUCGCUCCGGGGAAAGUUCCGCGAUUCCGACAUUUCCACCGGCAGCAAUGGUACGUCACAGCAUUCCGGCUCGUCGUCGUCUGCUUCCUCCUUGAUGCGUCCCCAGCAUGGGCUUCCUCCCCUAGCGAUGAGAGGACGGCCACAUUUCCAUCCCGGAACCAUGGAUGAAAAUAUUCAACUUGAAGAAUUGGACAGAUUCGCGAAGGAAUUCAAGCAAAAGCGGAUCAAGCUCGGCUUCACUCAAGGAGACGUCGGAGUCGCUAUGGGAAGAUUGUAUGGAAGCGACUUUUCGCAAACGACGAUUUCGCGUUUUGAAGCGCUCAAUCUUAGUUUCAAAAACAUGUGCAAGCUGAAACCAAUUCUCGAGCGCUGGCUAGAAGACGCGGAACGCUACCUGACUCCGAAUCAACAGUCCUUGUCCACUGAAGCUCAGUUGGAAAGCGCGAGACGCAGGAAGAAGCGAACCUCAAUCGACAAUUCUGUCAAAGUAGCUUUGGAAAUGCAUUUCCUUCGAAACUCCCGACCAACCAGCGCCGAAAUCACGCAACUGGCCGAAGACCUUGAAAUGGAGCGAGAAACCGUGCGAGUUUGGUUUUGUAAUCGGCGACAAAAGGAAAAAAGAAUCGGCAGUCACGGAGAGGAGGAAAACGCAUCGAUUCAAGACUCCGAGCCAACAUCUCCAGUUGGCACUACUCACCCGACCCUGCCAGCUUCCAGCCCGAUUGCCCAAGUUUCGCAAAUCCCUCAGAUUCCCGUCUCCAUUCCCCUUUCGAUCCAGAACGCUGACUUCUACCAGAACUUAGUCAACAUGCAAAAGAGCGGAGGACUAUUCGGAAAUAUGGCCUCCGAGAUUCCGAAGCUGCCAAACUUUGGUUUCUUCCCUCAAAUUCCGCAAAUAUCGGCGCCAAAUCAAAUGGCAGAGAUAACUGAGCUUCCAACUGCACAGUAA